CAGUCAGUCAGUGAGUGGAGAGUGAGUGCCAUGGACGCAGUGUGGGGAGUGUACAGUGUGGUGUUGUUACUGUGCUCCGUUAGAGCUCAGGAGCCCGCCGACAAUUCUGUGUAUGGGGAGGAGGACGAGGAGUGCCCAGUGACAGAGGAGGAGGACGGCAUUGCCUGCAAGAGUCACGGGGAGUGUGAGGCACUCGGCAGUCGCUGCUGCGGACCAGCGGGGCACAAGGUCUGCACCAGAACCAAACACAAAGUUGUAACUGAAGAGGAACAUACACCAUUCCUAGGCCUGAUUCCUCGUCAGUGUCCACGACACCCGGUGCCAGAGCCUCUACCUAUCCGCAACUGUUCAGAAGACAGAGACUGCUGGCCGAGACUGUGUUGUCCGGAUACUGCUGGGGACAGAAGCUUCUGUCGCACACCUGCGCCCGUGUGGGAUCGGCUUAGACUUCCACUGAGAAUAGUUACACCAAUGCGCAACAUGCUUGCGUACAUGCAGUGUACUCCGCCUCCUCCAGCAAUCUACGACUUGUUCCCCAAACAGUGUCGGUCUACACUUGACUGCUUCCCCAACCUCUGCUGUCAGGAGCAAGAUCGCAGAGUUUGUAGACCACCAAAAAAGUCAAUAUUAGCUCUGCUCUCCACUCUAGGGCAGAGACAAAGAAGACUAGACUGGUUUGGAUGAAGCAACAUCAUCUUGAAAAUCACAUUGAUGUACAUAUGUUAAUAAGUGUUGUAAAUAAAUUGUAAUUUAUUAUCACUCCA
Macrosteles quadrilineatus (aster leafhopper) is the source of this 764-nucleotide messenger RNA. RefSeq lists its product as uncharacterized. The record is from RefSeq and is a predicted model, not a curated record. The transcript has 5 exons. NCBI's taxonomy places the organism in Eukaryota, Metazoa, Arthropoda, Insecta, Hemiptera, Cicadellidae. The coding region runs from base 31 to 684 and encodes 217 amino acids.